This is a messenger RNA of Vespa crabro (European hornet), 1269 nucleotides long. Its product is annotated as probable low affinity copper uptake protein 2. Gene Ontology annotation, molecular function: copper ion transmembrane transporter activity. Bases 460 to 1086 code for a protein of 208 amino acids. Lineage: Eukaryota; Metazoa; Arthropoda; Insecta; Hymenoptera; Vespidae. Gene Ontology annotation, biological process: intracellular copper ion homeostasis; copper ion transmembrane transport. The transcript has 5 exons. Gene Ontology annotation, cellular component: plasma membrane. The record is from RefSeq and is a predicted model, not a curated record.
CUGAUUUGAUUUUCAAGUAACACAUUAUUUUGAAACAAAGCCUCGUAGGACCGAAGGGCCCAAAGAUAAAAAUAAACAACCUUUUAGCGCUUUGAUUAGCCACACGUAUAUUUGUCGAAGUGACAUAGAUGGAGUUCUUGUCUACCUUAAAUUUUUCCAUCUUUCAACCAUUCUCUUCCCUUUUUUCUAUUUUUUGUCAAAUAAUUCAAUUAUAUGUUCUUAGAUGAAAUGUGCUUAAUUUUUAUUCUAAUCGAAAUUAUUCGAGUUUUUUUUAUGAAGAAAAACAAACGUUGGAUUGCUUUAAAUUCUAACGAUUUACAUAACAUUACGUGGCUUUCAUCGUUAAUUUUUAAAAUAGCAUAAAAAAAUAAUUAAUCUUACAAUUUAUUAUACAAACAUACACACCUACACACGUAUGCAGCUAGGUAAAUUUAAGAAUGAGCAAUCAACUAUCUAUACAUGUCUCUUAUCAUACCAGUGCAUAAAUAUAGAAAUGUACUUUUACCUUUAGAAGAUACUACAAGCAGUUAUGGAUACAAUGUUUCCACUACAUGUGCUUUUGUAUCUACUUGUAUAGGUCUAAUUAGUCUUGCAAUAUUAUACGAGGCCAUGAAAAUAUCCCAGAUUAAAUUGGACCAAAUUGCGAUAUUUAAACCAAAACCUAUUUCUAGAUCUUCAGAGAAUUCUUCUUUGUUAUCUAAAAUGACACCAAGAUCCUUUGCUUCUUUCUCUUCUAUGAAUUGGUAUUUGUACAAUAAUGGCUGCGGAAAAUGGAUAUUACAAGUACUUCAUUGGUCUAUUCAUACCACGCUUGGUUACAUACUUAUGAUGGCAAUUAUGACAUAUAACGUAUAUAUUAGUAUUGCCCUUGCUAUCGGAGGUUCCUUGGGAUACUGGAUAUUUGGUCCUGCCUUGAUAGAAUUAAAUAUGAGUCAAUUUCGAAAAAGACAAAAGAUCAUUAAGUGCGACAAGGAAUGCUUAGAUGCUAUUCUUAACCAAGAAAGGCGCGAGUCUGCUGUCUCUGUUAUUGCGGAACAAUUAGUAUUAGAAGCAACGGCAGAGAUUCAUACACCUAGAGAUGUCUGAGAAGAUAUGUUUCCUUGACUCGAUUGGAAUUAAUCUCAAGUGUAAAAUUUAAUUGAAAGAACAAUUUAUACUUUUCACAAUUCCCAUCAUCAUUUUUACAGAUAUGUGUUUGUGGCUACAAUCAAGAACAAGAGAAAGUACAAUAAAAUGAAUAAAAAAUAAAAUCAUUGAAAACAAACAAAA